Beta vulgaris subsp. vulgaris (sugar beet) is the source of this 1681-nucleotide messenger RNA. RefSeq lists its product as hypothetical. Bases 149 to 1252 code for a protein of 367 amino acids. The record is from RefSeq and is a predicted model, not a curated record. Lineage: Eukaryota; Viridiplantae; Streptophyta; Magnoliopsida; Caryophyllales; Amaranthaceae. The transcript is spliced from 3 exons.
CUAAGGGCCUGAUUGGCGAUGGGCAUGCAUAUAAGCCCACCCUUCCUUCACUUGUUCUUACUGCAACAUCCACAGACAAAUUCUCUCCAUUCUUCAUUCUUUCUCUCUCUAAACAACACUACAAUUUUCUCUCUCUAAAAGUGUCCAAAUGAGGAUGGUGAAUGAGAUUUUGGUGUCGGUGCUUCUAGUUUUUGCCACUUGCCACUUUGUUUCUGCCUUCACUGAUGGACUACUGCCAAACGGUGAUUUCGAGAAAGGGCCGAAGCCAUCGGACAUGAAAGGCUCAGAGGUGCUAAACAGGCACGCAAUACCGAACUGGGAACUCUCAGGCUUCGUAGAGUACAUAAAAUCAGGCCAAAAACAAGGGGACAUGUUGCUAGUAGUGCCUGAAGGCGCUUUCGCCGUAAGACUAGGAAAUGAGGCAUCUAUUAAGCAAAGGGUGAGUGUAACAAAGGGACUGAACUAUGCUAUAACAUUUUGUGCAGCAAGAACUUGUGCACAAGAGGAACAGCUGAAUGUAUCAGUGACACCUGAAUGGGGUGUUCUACCUAUGCAAACAUUGUAUAGUAGUAGUGGAUGGGAUUGCUAUGCUUGGGGAUUUGUGGCACUUUCUAAAGUUGCUGAAAUUAUGAUCCAUAAUCCUGGUGUUGAGGAAGAUCCUGCUUGUGGACCUCUUAUUGACUCGGUUGCUAUGCGAGUUCUUUACCCUCCAAAGAGGACUGGAUUGAACCUAUUGAAAAACGGUAACUUCGAAGAAGGCCCUUACAUCUUCCGCAACACAUCAUGGGGAACACUAAUCCCACCAAACAUCGAAGACGCUCAUUCACCACUCCCUGGUUGGAUGAUCGAAUCGUUGAAGGCGGUGAAGUACCUUGAUUCUGAUCACUUCUUUGUUCCCUCAGGCAAACGUGCAAUCGAGCUCGUCGCUGGAAAAGAAAGUGCCAUUGCUCAAGUUGUUCGUACCGUUCCUGGUAAACUCUAUGCUUUGACAUUCACCGUUGGUGAUGCUAACAAUGCUUGUAGCGGGUCCAUGGUCGUCGAGGCCUUUGCAGGCAAAGACACGGCAAAAGUCCCUUACAACUCUAAGGGGAAGGGUGGGUUUAAACGAGCUGUUCUUCGUUUCGUUGCUACCCAAACUCGAACCCGAAUCAUGUUCUAUAGCACCUUUUAUUCGAUGAGGAGUGAUGAUUUCUCUUCACUUUGUGGCCCUGUGAUAGAUGAUGUUCGACUCGUUAGUGUUCGUAGGCCAUGAUUGUUGAAGGCUUAACUAGAGGGUGCAUGAAAUUAUAACUAAGGUCUAAGGUGUUCUCUAUACUUCGAGGAAAUGUAUGAAGGAUUGUUAAUUUGAUUGGAAAAGGUGUUGAAAUUUAGGGUGUUUCCUAUUAUGCGGAGGUAAUUAUAUGUAUAAUGCAAAAGCAAUGUAUUUUUGUGUUGCGGAUAAGCAUUUAGUAGCUCAUGAGAUUCUCUCUAUGCUAAAGUUUAUAAAUAUAGGUAAGGAUUUCGAAAUAAGAUGUCGUGAGUAUACUAUAAAUGUAAUAUACUUGUAUGGUGAUGGUGAAACUAGGGGGGAUUUUUCUUCGAGUGGUGUUGAUGAAGGUAAGAUGUGCGAUGUAAGAGCUUUGAUGUUUAUGUAAUUGUACGUGGUGGUUGUAUUGCUAAUUUUCAUUGAGAAUUAUAUGUA